Molecule: messenger RNA, 2042 nt
Organism: Agrilus planipennis (emerald ash borer)
Lineage: Eukaryota; Metazoa; Arthropoda; Insecta; Coleoptera; Buprestidae
Exons: 1
Coding region: 231-1529 (432 amino acids)
Source: RefSeq, a predicted model, not a curated record
GUUUGUGUGCAGCAGCAGAAGCAAGCAGGUAGUGGUGGUCGAAAGGAGUUUUGGUGGGGCACCUGGAGCGGACAGAGAGAGAGACACAGGCCACAAACGAUCAUCGGGCUCAGUUGGUAGUUGGCCGGACCGAAAGGCGGAAGCCAGUGCUUGACUUGAGUCAAUCCAAGUGAAAUCGCAACUUGAAGCGACUGUUAUGCUGUCGUCAACUACGUAGUCAGAGUGUAGAUAUGAGCCCCGCAUCAUCGGGUGCUCUGGAAGUCGAACGUUACAUAGGCGCUUGUCUGAUUUCGUCGCAGCGUCACCAGGGUGGAAACGGUCGCUCCACCAAGCGCUACGAUUACUAUGUUCAACCCCCUGGAGACGUGGUAUUUAGGCAACAGCAAAAGUACAACAGCCACAGCACUAACAACGCCUUUCGGAGAUGUCAUUCAGUCGAUGGCUGGGCAGGCGGCAUUCCCCUCAUCUCGUUCGCAAACCCCAACAAUAACAGCAACCAUCACCACCAGAGACGAUCUGGAACAGUUGGCAGGAAGCAGGACGCACAUCACGAUGGUCUGACGCGCUUAGCGGUCCAUACACAGGGCGCACCUCUGAUCCUGUCGCAUCAGAAGUAUUCGGGUAAUGGACGUAGAAGUAAUACCAAUAAUAGUAGUAGUAAUGUGAGAAAAUCGAACCAAAGUGUGGAUGCUGCGAGUGUGACUAGUGACGAGAGCACCGGAACCGGAAACUCCGAGACCACCGCGCUUCCCAGAAUCAUUAAACCGCGCAAGAGACGGAAAAAGGAUCGCAAGCCGCUUCCUCAUCUUCUUCAGACCUUUUCACGUCACGACGACGGUCUCUCUUCCUCAACGGACAGUGGCAGUCCGGAUAUUGCAUCUCUUGUGGUCGACUUGAUGGUGGCACCAUACUUUCCUGUACAUCAUCCCAACAAUCGCCACCAUCAGCAGAGAACUUUGUUAAAUUAUUCCGAUAAUUUGACUAAUGAUUCGAAUGUUACCGGGUGUACUAACGACAUUUCUGAAACGCCAAAGUUGCACCACCGUUUCGAGGACGUGGAGGUUCCGAAAGAUGAGGAUCCGAAGGAGAUGACGACAUCCUGUCAGUGCACCUAUUGUAACCCGGCCGAUCAAAUUUGGGAUGUGUCGAAGAAUAAUGACUGUUACUCGCCUUUUCUGACAACGCCGACGUUUUGUUUCGAUUCUUCGACCCGCCUCAUCACGGAUGCGAUGUCGUCGGUCUCGCUGGACGACGAGGACGACGAGGUGGUGACUAGGAGGAAGAAUGUCGAAUCUUCGACGCGGAAUUUCAUUGAAAUUUCGACGGAGAUAGUGACAUCGCCAAAUGGACAUCGGGAUCUGGAAAUUAAACUUUUCCCAUCAAACGAUAAGGGUGUUGGGGCUGGUGGUGGUGUUGUUCGCGAAGUGAACAAUAACAAUAGCACUGGCAAGUGUUUGAGCGAAGCGUGUUGUGACAAAACUGGUACUGUUAUUGGGAAUUAUAAAGGCAUUAUGCAUCACGAAUACUGAUCUCUUUCACCCAAAAAAGAUUGCUACACACAUGUCUACAAAAAUUCUCAUGAUUCGUUUUGACAAUUUCGACAAAGCUGUUAACUACCUACAACUUUUAUUAGUGUGCAGCAAUCCUUUUUGAGUUUGUUUUCAUAAUCUUAUUUUGUUUCCGCGUGUAUCAUUAUGAACUUUCACUUUUAAUUCUCAAUAUUGCGAUGUGUACAGGAAAAGUUUGACUGGUGCAUGCGGAAACGUUUCCUUGUAAUUAUUUCUUCGAUUAAUCCGAAGUAACAUGACUGACUGUGUGUGUGUGCUCUGUAGAUACAUUACUUUCGUGUUUUGUUUUGAUUCUCAUUUUUUCCUUUACUGUAAUAUACCUAUCUACCAAAAGGUGCAAGCCGAAACAAUAAGUCGUGAUUCUGCUGUAUUGUUUUGUUAUGUUCUCGAUCGACCGUUUGUACGUGCUCUAUCGUACAAAAAUGUUAACUUUUUGAUUAUUAUGAAAAUACAUACUGCAACAAUUUUUCUGCA